Molecule: messenger RNA, 1114 nt
Organism: Suillus fuscotomentosus
Lineage: Eukaryota; Fungi; Basidiomycota; Agaricomycetes; Boletales; Suillaceae
Exons: 4
Coding region: 260-1021 (253 amino acids)
Molecular function (GO): protein binding
Source: RefSeq, a predicted model, not a curated record
GCAAUGCACCGCAGCCAUGUGAUAGGGUAUAUAUAUAUGCAAGGCCAAGCCCAAGGACAAUAGCUACACUCACAUUCAAAAAUCCAUCACUCCUCUCAUUCUUCGCUGCCAAAGCGCCAAACUCUUAAGAGAUCAUAUCCGAAUUGCGGCCACCAUUAGCCACAUAACACAUUGACACCGGGAGACCUCACCUUUCAACGUAUCCAAAGGAUACCUUUCCCGUAUUCGACUACCAGGUUUGACUUACAGAAAGACAGCCAUGGCUUCUGCGCCCACGUCAAAGGCAGUUGCGACGAAAUCACCGUCAAUGACUUUAAAGGGUCACAGAGACCUGAUUCAAUCUAUAUCUUACUUUCCAGACAGCCAGCGAAUAAUCAGCGGAUCUUGGGACAAGACCACUCGGCAAUGGGAUCUGAAGGUAGGUAAGGAGAUCGAGGAAGCGCGAGGUGUUUGCGAGGGGCAAGUAUGGGCAGUGGCGGUAUCAAAGGAUGGUCGAUGGGUUGUUACUGCCAGUGGUGGAGAUGGUGAUCGUGCGGAGUUGAAAGCGUGUGAGGUUGAGACGGGGAUUGUGAGAACAUUCGAAGGACACUCACGGAGGAUCAACUGCAUCGAUAUCUCAACAGACAACACGUUAUUGGCGAGUGGGUCAGAAGAUAAAACGACGCGGAUAUGGAACUUAGGGACUGGAAAACUCGUGGCUGGUCCAUUCAGAGGCAUGGGGGCCGUUCGAUUCUCAACAGACUCGAAGAAACUUGCAGUCAUGUCGUGGCUGGGGAUGUGCCUUGAGGUCCGUGAUGUUCAAUCACAGAAAUUGGAUGCGAAGAUAGGGGAAUUUGGUGGAAUAGGAUCCACGUAUAAGCCAGCUGUGUGCUGGACAAAAAACAACAAAACCAUCAUAGCCCCGUUCAACUUCGUUACAAAUGAUGAUGCCAGGACAAUCCACGAUCCCGUCAACUCCUCGCUUCCUUCGACGCUCAAAAUCCUCGGAUCCUUAUCCUCUCACCCGACUCGCACCAAUUAGCUUACGGGACUUACAUCGAAUCUGAAGAUGAUUGUAAUAUAUGUAUCUGCGAUACUCCAUCUGACGUCCUCGCUCAGACAAGUGCACGCAAGA